GAAGGGUGAAGUUAGGUUCAGAUUAGGGUAGGAGGAACCACACUUCUAUACCUAAACCCUGGGCUAAACAUGACAUCCCUGUGGCUAGAUCUGCAGAGAUUUUUAAGUGCAUCUUUAGAGAAGCAUUAUUCCGGCCUUAUAUCUCAGGGGAGACUAGGAAAUGGCCAGUCCAUCAUCCUCCUCCUACACCCCAUCCUGCUAAAAUGGCUGGUUCAAAGACUUCCUGACAUCCGGCCACACCAGUCAGUGCUGGAGGGUGAAUGAACAGAUGGAUGGCCAGGGUCGCUUGCCUGUGGGGCUAGUUUACUGAUACACAGAUAAGCAUUUUCUUUUCUCUGUGUGUAAUGUUGCAAAAAGUAGCUGUACUGAGCCAUCAGAAUAAGUCUUGUUUGUACAGGCAAUACAUUGUAUACAAUAAUAUAUGUUAUAUAGACAAUAUAAGUACCAAUAAAGCUUUGUGAGGUACAAUAUUAAGCCAAUGUUUGCAAUAGCCUAUAUAGAUAGAUUAAAUUAGAAUUGGCUAGAAUAAAAACAAACAAACCAUUUAUUCAAAAUAGUACUGUAUAAUUGAAAUUCUCCAAGGAAAGUGAGAAGUGUCACAGGAAGAUUGAAAUUUGUGCGGUAAUUCUUUAUAACCUGUUGUUGCUAUUUAAACGGAUUUCUUUUUCCUUCUGAACCACUUUUCAGGACCCCCAGUGACUGGGAAAUAGCUAUAAGAUCCGUCACUGUAGAUAAGAUUGCUCUGUAUAAGCAAUGACAGAACUUAGUAAUAAUGAUAUUGUUACAUAUAGGCUGUAAAAUACUUUAGUGCAUGUGUAACAGGUCGAGAUAAGAGAGGCGGCGGGAGGCGCAUACUGAUUCUCUAACAGGAUUGCUCAACAGGGAUGGCCUGUGCAUUUUGAUCAGCGCCCUACAGUGAAACGCAAUGGAAACUGGAUGAAUUUAAACUCAGAUGUGGAUACAGACAACAGACCAGGAACAACAGGAGGAAUACAAGUCCAGAAUAGUCUAAUAUAACAGUGACUGCCAACAUGACCUACAUACCACAGAGCUUCAUGGACGCAUCUAAAGGACAUCUCUGCUGUAAUGAUACAAUGGACAGUAAUUGAAGUGCUGCUCAACCUUGUAACACUGUAAUAAGUGACCUUCAUUUUAUUUGCUGCUGCAGAACUAUGCAUAACAAGCUGUGAACAUGUAUAUGAGUGAACAAGAAAAACAUCUGUAAGGAUCAUGUCCUAUGCAAAAUAGCGGACCAAGAUCAAUAGCGUGAUAUGCUUCCUGUACAGGAUAUUUUGCUGACCUUCUAUAAAGCUCUGGCGUCAAAGAGGAAACCAAAAAGAAAAAGUUAACCUGGCCUGAGUCUGCUGGAUUCUGCACUCUCUCCAGCCAGUCUCUCUCAGUAUACCACCUGAUUGUAUACUGCCUCUGCUCUUUGGAUCAGCCUACAACACGCAAGGCCCCACAACUGGAACCAGGAUCAAAAGUCCAAAGAACACCCAGGGUGAAAGGUCUUUUCCAGCUAGAGCACCUAUGCCUUAUUCACUUAUGAACAACAGAUUGUAUGGUAGUGAUCACUAAUUACGCUGUGAUCAAUAACAAAGUCAAUAGCCAAGCAAUAAAAACUGAAGUGCUUUGCAGGAAAGGUCAGAUACAAAUAGACAUUCUUGGCAUUCAGCAACUUAAACUGUUGCCAUUAUGCUCCUGAACUGUGGUCAGCCAUUACCUCUUCUGAGACAUACAGAUGUUCCACCUCGGGUCAUAGAAAAUUUCAUCCUGACUGGGUACCGCUUCCCAAACUACAGCCUAAGAGAAUGCUUGCUAUCAGCAUUCAGGCCUACCAAUGAAACAGGCAACUUCUGGACACACUUCCUCCCAGUUUUCAUUUUUUUCUACUAUUUUAUGGAGGUGUUUGGUUGGGAUGGCGCACCGCAUAGUGAUGCUCCUUUCUUCUAUCCAUUGUGGAACUACUUUAUUGGGGUGUUCUGUCUGCUAAUGGCUAGCAGCAUGGCCCACCUGCUCAACUCAAUGUCUCUGGUGGUAAGAGAAGUCUGCUUCUUUGUGGAUUAUGGUACUAUCAGUGCCUACACAGUUGGUUCAUCACUGGCAUACUACUACUAUAUCCAUCCUCGGGCAGGGAUAGUGGAGACAGGAGAACAUAACAUCUCCCAUAUGGACUUGAAACAUGAACCAACAAGGGUUCCUGUAUCAUCCUAUGCAAUCCCAGAGUUCAGUGUGUUUUUUGAAACCUUAUAUAUCCCAUGCACAUGUGCUGUAGCAAUCAUUUGUGUCAUAUCUUGCUGCAAUACUCGCCUGAAGUGGAAGCAGCAUCGAUACAUCAUCCGGACCUUUGUGUUCCUCCUGCCAUUCCUUAGCUCUUCCACGCCAGUCUUCUACCGCCUCUUCACCAAAUCUCCUUAUUCCACCACCUCAGCCUCCUUUGUUACUUCCAGCACUAUGUCCAAGUUCUUCUAUCACCACUGCCUCUGGCUGCUGGUGUCAGCUGUCUUCAACAUCAGCAAGUUCCCAGAGCGACUGGCCCCAGGUCGCUUUGACAUCUGGGGGCACAGCCACCAGUGGUUCCACUGCUUUACGUUUUUGUCCAUCCUUGACGAACUUCACAUGAUCAAGGCUGAGAUGAGAGCCAUCCUGCUUAGUCCGACUCUGCUGCUGCCACCUGCCACCUUAUCCCACCUACCUGGACCUACCAUAGCUUCCACCUACGGGGUGAUGCUCCUCCUCCAGACCACCAUCAUCUCCAUCAUUUUGUGGUUCUCCUGGCAUGCCAACUGCAUCUACGGACCUCAGAGAGACCAACUAGCAAAGGAACGCCCCAAGAAACACCUUAAAUGUCAGUGAUCAUACAGAUACAGUCAGGGAAAAAAUUAUUUGAACCCCAGCUGAUUUUGUAAG
Monopterus albus (swamp eel) is the source of this 2910-nucleotide messenger RNA. It is a transcript of the gene paqr9, whose product is annotated as progestin and adipoQ receptor family member 9. The record is from RefSeq and is a predicted model, not a curated record. The coding region runs from base 1696 to 2856 and encodes 386 amino acids. Gene Ontology annotation, molecular function: signaling receptor activity. Lineage: Eukaryota; Metazoa; Chordata; Actinopteri; Synbranchiformes; Synbranchidae. The transcript is spliced from 2 exons. Gene Ontology annotation, cellular component: membrane.